UGACGAAAGGAGAAAGAAGCGAAUGCUCUGUAGCCUGUGAAGGGAAAGAUCAUGCCCAGGUUUAAUUCUACAAACAAUGUUUGUUUAACCUUAAAACGUUAACUGACCAAGACACAGUCGUUCGAAAGAUGCCAUCGGUUGGUCGAAGGGGGUGUUGGACCGCGUGGUGCCAAGUUGUCCUUUUCGGGGCUUCCGCUGUCGUUAUUGUGGCCGAGAGAACCGCAUUGAUCUACUGCUUUGUGUACUACCUAUGGCUUGGCCACAUGCUGUGGGCCGGGCUGACUCUUGCCCUCAUCCUGCCGGGAUUGGCUGCCCAGGUCUUGAGUUUCUUGUGGUACCACGCUGAUGGAGACCAGCGCAAAUGUUUCCUCUUCCUCAUUCACCUUCUGCACCUAGGCAUUUUCAAAAGGUUUGGUGACUGCAUGCUGUCUGUGUGGCACAUGCAUGGAUCUACAGGCGAGCUUGGUGCUGCAGUGAUGCAGCAAGCAGAUGUGUCUGCCCUCCGCCUGCUGGAGGCACUGUUGCUCACCCUUCCACAGACCUUGCUGCAAACAUACAUUCUUGUCACCACCGAUGUGGGCCUGCUGUCACCAGUGUCUUUCUGUUGCGGGAUUUGCUUGCUGUCCUUGUCCUGGGCCCUGGUCCUGUACAGUCGGGCGUGCUGCCUGAUCCGGCCCGGUCACCUGGCCAUGCCCCCUGCUGCCCUGCUCUGCCAGCUGUUGUGGAGGGUAGGCAUGCUGGGUGCCAGGAUCUGCAGUCUCAUGUUCUUCGCCAGAAUCUUCCGCUGGUGGGUCUACGGAGUUAUAGGUUUCCACUGGCUGACCGCUUCCUUCUGGAUGGUGUCCCAGCAAACAGACAUCUGUAUCAGCCCCUGGCACUGGCGUCUGUUCAACUGCAUCCUGGGAGCUGUACAUGUCUUCUUCUUCCUCAACGUUAAAGAUGGCCCCUCACGGUUUCGCAUGGCUGGCUUUUACCUGGUCAUGCUAUUGGAGAAUGCCAUGCUGCUUCUCUCAGCCUCAGACUUCCUGAGUGAGGCAACAUUGGAAAGCAUGAGCUUCCCCACUGCUGUGCUCUGUAGUUUCCUCCUGGGCGUUACGUCACUGAUCCUAUAUUACCGCUUCCUGCACCCAAAAUCCACCGAAAUCUCCCAGAGCCUACGCCAAGGUCACAUCAGCAGCGCAUGUCUGGAGAGGGGCGAGUCCUCUUUUUCAUUGGGUGACAAGAGUGUGCCUGUCCCUCCUGACCACAACCACAGCAGCAUUGUCCUCCCUGGCCUAGCAGGUUCCCUGGUGGAACAUUGUGGACCCUGUGGUGCCAAGCCCAAUGGGAGGGAGUGCAGGCACCACCACUGGCUGCUGAUUCGGCUUGCGCUCAAGACGGGUGACCUGGCUAAGAUCAACCUGGCCUAUGGUGCUGGAGGAGUGGCCGCCAUACUGGAUGUGGAGGAGUGCAACCCCGAAAUCAAAGACAGGGGUGUCCCCUCGCCCCUUUCGCCCAAAUCUGAGUCAAAGGAGGCCACAGCACCCCUCUCAGACUGCAAGGAAGAGUUCCAGAGCAUCAGCGAAGCCACCACCUCCCCUGGGGGCCAGAGGGAUGGAGAAGAAGAGGAGGAUGACAGCCUGGAGAUGGAGAGCCCCCUGGGGUCCCCUGCCUCUGACUUCAAGAGGGGCUCCCCAGAGGGCAAGUCUGUAUUGGGGGACAGCCCUGAACCUAACUUCUGCCCCACCGAGUCCAGCUCCACUCUGUACUUCAGCGCUGACCCCCAGUCUCCCAUCAGCACCAGUAACCCAGGCCUGGAGAACCUACCGGACCUCAGCCCCAUCACAGGUGACAAGAGCUUGCAUGGAGGCAUCAGGGGCUUCUUGGGCAGAGUGGAACCUUGGUACACGUCGACCCCAAAACUGGACCCAGGGGUUCAGGAACAACCUGCUCCCCAUCUCGGGGGCCCCAGGAGGCAGCUGGUGCCACGAAGAAAAGAAGAUGUGAGGAUUUUUAAAAAACUUGAGCAGAAAGGGAACUCAAAGAAUGAAUAAAUAAUGGGGGGCUUCAAAAGCACAAACAUCCCACAUGUAUGGGAGUUCUCUCUAUAGGAAAUCAGACAGUCUUUGGUUUCACAAAGCAUUUUGUCCAGCGCAAAGAUGUGGCCAAUGUUCUGUACCAUUGCUUAAAAAUGGCAACACCUUUUUGUGCAAUUCUUUCUUAUUUUUUCUUUUUAACUGAUGUGUAUUCUUUUUAAAGAGAGUUUCUUGCUAUUAACUGUUUACAAUGAUUUACUUUACUAAGGUACAAAUAUUUAAACUAUAUAUUCAUAUAAUUUUCUUUUCCAAAUAGUUGUUUUUGCAGACUCUAAAAAAUGUAUUGUCCCAAUGUCUCAAACAGUCACGAAGGGAAAACAUCUGCUGUAAAACAGUACUUUUUGUAGCUUUAUUAUUCUAUGUUUCUAAUGUGUUCUUUUUCUUUUACCUCAUUUUGAAACAAGUGUACAUUCAUCAUCUUCAAUUGAUUCUAAUAAUAGUAAUAAUAAGCUCAAAUAAAGAGCUCAAAUAACUAACUUUACUUACACCUUAUCUUUAGCUGAAGUCAGUCCAUGCUUCGGCAUCUUUAGCUGGAGGUCAGAGUCUUCAUUAGGUUAUCAAGCAAUAAAAAGACUAUUAUCUGAAUAUC
Messenger RNA from Conger conger (European conger), 2664 nucleotides. It is a transcript of the gene xkr5a, whose product is annotated as XK related 5a. The transcript is spliced from 7 exons. Gene Ontology annotation, biological process: engulfment of apoptotic cell; phosphatidylserine exposure on apoptotic cell surface; apoptotic process involved in development. Gene Ontology annotation, cellular component: plasma membrane. The record is from RefSeq and is a predicted model, not a curated record. Bases 129 to 2033 code for a protein of 634 amino acids. NCBI's taxonomy places the organism in Eukaryota, Metazoa, Chordata, Actinopteri, Anguilliformes, Congridae.